UUACAACUAAUUGGAAACGAGAGGUCACAUUGGAGCAAUUAAACCGUGUACCAGCCGAUUGCUAGCCAGGUGAGGACAGCAUGAAUGCACAAUGGUCUCCUGUACCUUUUCGAUAUCAUCUUCACUCCAAUAUAUGAUCUGAAACAUUUGACUGCUCAUUUCUACACGCCAGCCAGCGGCCUGGAGCCAGCAGUCUGCCAGGGGUUAAGGGCCGACUCCCUCCCUCUCCUGUCCGACCGUGCAGCCCGAUCUGCCCCCAGGUUGAUCAGCAUGACAAAGCACUGGGGGGGUCAGAGCAUGCUGGCACCACCCGCUCUCUACCUGCGCUCUCCUAGCCUGGGAGGCAAUCACGAUCAUCAACUUGACUUCCAGAUCCAUCCUCUGAGCAACACAGCGCGGAGCUCUCCAGCCCAACACUGGCCCUACUGCCCUAUCCAGGCGCCAGUCCGACAGCCUCCACGGCUCGAGAAGCCUGCCCCUGACCAAUUCAGCCUGGCCUCAGCGCCCAUGGAUAAAGCGACACCGCUAGACCAGGAGGAAUCUUGGGACGAGGAGAAAAAUGCGAAAAGUGGAAAGAAAAAAAACUAUCAGCGCUACCCCAAACCACCCUACUCCUACCUCGCAAUGAUUGCCAUGGUCAUCCAAAACUCUCCAGAGAAGAAGAUUACUUUGUCUGAGAUUCUAAAGGAGAUUAGUACACUUUUCCCUUUUUUCGAAGGGAACUACAAGGGCUGGCGGGACUCAGUGAGACACAACCUCUCUUCCUAUGACUGCUUUGUUAAGGUAUUGAAGGAUCCUGGUAAGCCCCAGGGGAAGGGCAACUUCUGGGCUGUGGAGGAGAGCCGGGUGCCUCUGGAGCUCCUCAAGAGACAGAACACUGCCGUGUCGCGCCAGGAUGAGACCAUCUUCGCCCAGGACCUCGCCCCUUACAUCCUGCAUGGGCACCAACAUAAGCCAGACACAGAGCCCCCGGCCCCACCAGUCACUGUUCUACCCCCAGGCCCACCUCUCACUGCUCUACCCCCCUUUUCCACCAGACAACACUCCCCCCUUCAGGAGGCGCUGUACCGGCCCAAGCUGGACUCGUCCUUUGCCAUUGACUCCCUCCUCCACAGCCUGAGGCCGGCCAGCGCUGCAGGAGAGCCUGGCAGGGACUGCUGGGGGGUGGAGCCCCACACUCGUCCACACCCUCGCUACUCCUCCACUGCCCGCAGCGCCUCAGCCAGCUCCGCCAGCCCCGCCUCCUCCUCCUCCGAUGAGGACUGGAGGGGCGUGUCGCAGGGAGGGAAGCGGGUUCCUGAGGGAGAGGCGGGAUCAGAUGGGUACGAGGACUGCAGACUCCCUCCACACAAGUCUGCCCGUAGAGUCUCCGCCCCUCCCUGGGAGCUGCCCACCUCGUAUGCCAAGUACACACCGCCCAACGCUGUGGCCCCGCCCAGCAUGCGUUUUAAUGGGGGCCCUCUGAUUCCACUAGGGAUGCCUCUGUAUGGCUAUGGGGGGUCUCCUGUCACAUCCAGCCAUUUUGUAGGUCAUGCCUACUGGCCCCUCUUACCCAGCGGGCGCCCUCCCCUCAUUAUGGACUUGGACGCUAUGCUCCAGUCAGUACCGCCCAAUAAGAGUGUGUUUGAUGCGCUGGGUCUGCCCAAUCAGUCGUCUCACCAGCCUGCUGGUCAGUAUACCCUACAGAGUGGGCCCCCUCUCAGGCGUCAUCCCCAUUAUUGA
This is a messenger RNA of Salmo salar (Atlantic salmon), 1722 nucleotides long. It is a transcript of the gene foxh1, whose product is annotated as forkhead box H1. Lineage: Eukaryota; Metazoa; Chordata; Actinopteri; Salmoniformes; Salmonidae. The record is from RefSeq and is a predicted model, not a curated record. Gene Ontology annotation, biological process: transforming growth factor beta receptor signaling pathway; positive regulation of transcription by RNA polymerase II. Gene Ontology annotation, cellular component: activin responsive factor complex. Gene Ontology annotation, molecular function: DNA-binding transcription activator activity, RNA polymerase II-specific; transcription cis-regulatory region binding.